Penicillium paradoxum is the source of this 786-nucleotide messenger RNA. RefSeq names its product DUF2293 domain-containing protein. NCBI's taxonomy places the organism in Eukaryota, Fungi, Ascomycota, Eurotiomycetes, Eurotiales, Aspergillaceae. Bases 1 to 786 code for a protein of 261 amino acids. The record is from RefSeq and is a predicted model, not a curated record. The transcript is spliced from 3 exons.
AUGGCAACAACUAAACCCAAACCCCGCAAGCAUAAGCCGCGUGCCAGAAAAAGAAAACGGUGUGUGCGCACUCGUGAUGGUCAUUCACGUCCAGGAGAUGGAGGUAGCCCGGCCCAACCGCUCGCCGAAGUACCCAACGAGACGAAGAAGCGUCGCAAACCCAAAAGAGCAUGGGUGGAACUCAUUCCAGUUUCCAAUGAUCCACUUGAAAAGAACAUUGUCGAAUAUGUACCUAUGCCAGAUGACUACGUGCUAGUUCCCAAGGGUGAUGUCUAUGUCACUCGACACUGUCGCAGCAAGACCAAAGAGUCCGAGCGGACUGUCUAUGUUGUCUAUAACCGCGCGGGCAAAAGGACUCUAGGGAUUCGCGUGCCCACAGACAUCCACAAAGAGGUUCUUGAAUCAGCUGCCGCAACAAAGGAAUCACGCGCAAACGCAGUACAAGUCCGGGAUGCUAGGGAUCUCUCUAAAUCUCGAGAUCUCCUCAAAAAGGAGUUCCCACUCAUGCCCAAGGAGACCCUCAAAACCGUCCUGGGGCAUGCGUUCCUCAAGGGAUCGGGGCGUGUAGGGCGCACGGCGAUGAUCAGUGAUGAGCAGAAAACGCUUUUGGCUGUAGAGGCGCAUAUUCGGCAUGUCCACACACCCUACGAAAAGUUACUUGAGGACGGUGUGAGUCGAAAGGAUGCUCGUGAGCAGGUCUGGUCUACCAUCCAAGCGGUUGAGCGGGCUUGGCAAGGAUGCGAGAAAGUUGAGACUAAACUGGCGUUGCGUCCGGCGAAAGAUUAA